Messenger RNA from Plasmodium fragile, 960 nucleotides. RefSeq lists its product as uncharacterized. NCBI's taxonomy places the organism in Eukaryota, Apicomplexa, Aconoidasida, Haemosporida, Plasmodiidae. The annotation marks the transcript as partial. The record is from RefSeq and is a predicted model, not a curated record. Gene Ontology annotation, biological process: plasma membrane phospholipid scrambling. Gene Ontology annotation, molecular function: phospholipid scramblase activity. Gene Ontology annotation, cellular component: plasma membrane. The transcript has a single exon.
UAUGCGAAUAACCAACAUGUAAAUAACCAGUAUGCGAAUAACCAACAGGUAAAUAACCAGUAUGCGAAUAGCCAACACGCAAAUAACCAGUAUGCGAAUAGCCAACACGGGCAAAACCAAUUUGCGCACAACCAGUGCGCGAACGGGCCCAACCCCAACAUGCCCAACCUGAAUUACAACUUCCCAUACCCAAACAUGCACAACUACCAGUACCAAUACCCCAUGGGUCCGCCCCAGCAGCAAAUGCACAUGUUCGCGAAUGACUGGAAGAGCAUCAUGGCGCCCUUAAAAAGUUGCAGAAUCAAGCAACAAUUUGAUGACAGAGAAUUUCUAGCUGAUUUUGUCAUGGGAUUCAAAUUAGACUUUAACAAUAGGUACUUAGUGCUAGAUGCAUCUACCGAACUUCUUAAAUUCACAGCCAUUGAACGUUCAGACUGUUGCAAUAGGAACUGUUUGCCCAAAUUGUGUAUUCCGAUAAAUAUGAAAAUAUUGACCUAUGGAAAGGAAUUAAGUCGGCCUGACAUUAUGGUCGAGAAGGAUUGUUCGUGUACCAUGUGUUGCUUAAAUAGGCCAACGAUUAAAAUGUAUGAAUUUUCAAACAAUAAUAAUAAGGAGCUAAUAGGGACGAUAAAAGCUCCCUUCAGUUGCUGCUCAUAUAAAUUUGAUUUAUAUGAUUCUGCCAUGAGCAAGAUUAUAUACAUGGAUGACACCUGUUGUCAGCUUAGCAUUUUAUGUCCCUGUCCAUGGGGUCCUUUUAAAUUUAGCAAUUUUUUUUUGCGAGAUGCAAAAACAAAUGCGAAGGUGGCUCAUUUGCAGAAGGAAGUUCCCUUCUUGAAAUUUGUAAAACGGGACAUCGACAACUAUACGCUCAACUUCGAAGAGGUGAAGAACCCGGAGUGGAAGAUGAUGCUCUUGGCCUUUUCGCUCUUUCUGGACUAUAUGUACUAUGACAAGAAGUGA